AUGAAUCCCCUACAAAUAUUGGCUGUGUCCGGAAUAACACAUCAUCCCAUAGACCUUGACUCAUGGAAGGCCAAAGCUCGGGCUCGGCCUGUUGGUCAGAUGGCUUUGGUCAUUGGGCAGCCACCUUUGUUCUUCGUGCUCACCAACAUGUUUCGCGGUGUGGGUGAGGAGGACAUGGCAGACCUUCAUCGCAGGCUGGAGGAGAGUAAGUGCAGCUAUCCUGAAGCCUAUUGCUCCUUGUGGCUUUGCACACGUGACUUUGGCAGACUCCCCGCUGGCUUCCCCAAACCUGAAGGCUUUACAGUGUCCAACGAUGACAUCACUGGCGCCAUGUAUUCUGCCAUGCUUGCUGCCCUUGAGAGCCAAAAUGGCGCGAGGCCCACUUCGGAUGCCCUGGCACGGCUUCGCACGGGGCAUCCGGCGGCCCCACGUGUUGUGCACGAGAUGUGCAAGGAGUGGGAACGUGGGCAAAAGAUGGUUCCUGGCGAGGAUUUCGUCUACUCCAAGGAGUCGGGCAGAUACUGCGCGCUUCAAUCUGGGCGAGCCAAUCCGAAGGCUUGGUCCUUGGCUUUGGAAUGCCGCAAUUUCAACGACAGCCUGAGUAAGGAGAUCUUCUACCAGGAAUGCGACGUCGCCGGUUAG
Cladocopium goreaui is the source of this 642-nucleotide messenger RNA. The record is from the annotation of a GenBank genome assembly. NCBI's taxonomy places the organism in Eukaryota, Dinophyceae, Suessiales, Symbiodiniaceae.